Molecule: messenger RNA, 4513 nt
Organism: Lepidothrix coronata (blue-crowned manakin)
Lineage: Eukaryota; Metazoa; Chordata; Aves; Passeriformes; Pipridae
Gene: MAGI3
Product: membrane associated guanylate kinase, WW and PDZ domain containing 3
Exons: 21
Coding region: 16-4398 (1460 amino acids)
Biological process (GO): signal transduction
Cellular component (GO): cytoplasm
Molecular function (GO): protein binding
Source: RefSeq, a predicted model, not a curated record
CCCGUGUAAUGCGGCAUGUCCAAGACGCUGCGCAAGAAGCGGCACUGGCUGAGCAAGGUGCAGGAGUGCGUGGUGUCCUGGGGCGGCCCGGCGGGCCCGGACCCCGACCUGCUGCGCGGCGGCGCCGAGCGCGGCGAGUUCCCGUACCUGGCGGGCCGCCUGCCCGCGGGCGGCGAGGGCGCGCAGGGCCCCGUGCUGCUCUCGGGCAAGGCGCCGGCGCCGGGGGACGUGCUGCUGGAGGUGAACGGCACCCCCGUGAGCGGCCUCACUCACCGCGACACGCUGGCCGUGGUGCGGCACUUCAGGGAGCCCGUGCGCCUCAAGACCGUGCGCCCAGGAAAAGUCAUCAACAAAGACUUGCGCCACUACCUGAGCCUUCAGUUCCAGAAGGGCUCGAUAGACCACAAACUCCAGCAAGUGAUCAGAGACAAUCUCUACUUGAGAACCAUCCCUUGCACUACAAGGGCUCCCAGAGAUGGGGAGGUCCCUGGGGUAGACUAUAAUUUCAUUCCUGUUGAGCAGUUUAAAGCACUGGAAGAAAGUGGAGCCUUGCUAGAAAGUGGAACAUAUGAUGGUAAUUUUUACGGCACUCCAAAGCCUCCAGCAGAGCCCAGCCCCUUCCAGCCUGAUCCGGUGGACCAAGUUCUUUUUGACAAUGAUUUUGAUACUGAAUCGCAGAGGAAAAGAACCACUUCUGUCAGCAAAAUGCAAAGGAUGGAAAGUUCUCUCCCUGAAGAGGAGGAAGAGGAGGAAAAGGAGGCAGUGAAUGGCAGCGGAGGGAUAGAAAACAAAGAAAAACAUUCAGAUUCCCCUGACUGGAUGAAACCUGUUCCCAGCUACAACCAGACAAGCAGCAACAUGGACUUCAGAAAUUAUUUGUCGAGGGAUGAGACCCUGGAACCCCUUCCCAAGAACUGGGAGAUGGCCUACACAGACACUGGCAUGAUCUACUUCAUCGAUCACAACACCAAGACAACCACGUGGCUCGACCCCCGGCUCUGUAAGAAGGCCAAAGCCCCUGAAGAUUGUGAAGAUGGAGAACUUCCUUAUGGAUGGGAGAAAAUAGAAGACCCUCAGUAUGGAACAUACUAUGUCGAUCACAUUAACCAGAAAACUCAGUUUGAAAACCCAGUAUUGGAAGCCAAAAGGAAAAAGCAGCUAGGACAGGCUGAUGCUGGCCCUUCCAAAUCAGGAGCAGGGAAGUCUCUCUUCACUCGAGAUCCAUCCCAGCUCACAGGAGCACUUAUAAGGACAUCCCUGAAAAAAAGCACCAUGGGAUUUGGCUUCACAAUCAUCGGAGGGGACAGGCCUGAUGAGUUUCUCCAGGUGAAGAAUGUGUUAAAGGAUGGACCUGCUGCACAAGAUGGGAGAAUUGCUCCAGGUGAUGUCAUCGUGGACAUCAAUGGGAGCUGUGUGCUUGGCCAUACCCAUGCAGAUGUUGUGCAGAUGUUCCAGCUGGUUCCUGUCAAUCAGUAUGUGAACAUGACCCUGUGUCGGGGUUACCCCCUCCCUGACGACACCGAGGACCCCGUGGUGGAUAUCGUGACAGCCACACCCAUCAUCAACGGCCCUCCGGUGGCCAAGGGAGGAGAUGCUGCUGUGCCCAGCCAAGAUUUGAUAGCAGGGACAGUUGUGUUGGACCAGAAUGGGAAAAUGGGCCCCAUGUUGGUCAACGGGCGCCUGAACGGCCCCUCCGUGGACGCGGCGGAGCAGAGGGUCUCCUUGGCCUCCUCGGGGGGCUCCCAGCCAGAGCUGGUCACCAUCCCCCUGCUCAAAGGGCCCAAAGGGUUCGGGUUUGCCAUCGCAGACAGCCCCACGGGGCAGAAGGUGAAGAUGAUUUUGGACAGCCAGUGGUGCCAGGGCCUGCAGAAAGGCGACGUCAUCAAGGAGAUCUGCCACCAGAACGUGCAGAGCUUGACCCACCUGCAGGUGGUGGAGGUGCUCAAGCAGUUCCCAGUAGGGGCAGAGGUGCCACUGCUUAUCUUAAGAGGAGGUCCACCCUCACCUACUAAAACUGCCAAAGGGAAGGACAAGCAGGACAGUUCAGGGAGUUUGGAAGCUGUCAGUGAUCCCAUCCCACAGCCCAUGCCCUUCCCACCCUCUGCUGUGCGAUCAGGCUCUCCCAAACUGGACCCUUCUGAAGUCUACCUGAAGUCUAAGACUAUUUAUGAGGACAAACCUCCAAACACAAGAGAUUUGGAUGUUUUCCUGCGAAAACAAGAGUCAGGCUUUGGUUUCCGGGUGCUUGGAGGGGACGGGCCGGAUCAGCCUAUUUACAUCGGGGCCAUCAUCCCCCUGGGAGCAGCAGAGAAGGACGGGCGGCUGCGGGCGGCGGACGAGCUGAUGUGCAUCGACGGGGUCCCCGUGAAAGGGAAGUCCCACAAGCAGGUUCUGGAUUUGAUGACCAGUGCUGCACGGAAUGGGCAGGUCCUGCUCACUGUCAGGAGGAAGAUCUUCUUUGGAGGGGAAAAGCCAGCAGAGGAGGAGGAGGCCCAGCCUGUCCUGGCUCAGAAUGGCUCUCCCCGCCCCGGCCGGGGGGACUUUGCCAACCAGCCCUGCCCGGAGGUGUACGAUGUCCGUCUGCAGCGGAAGGAGAACGAAGGGUUUGGCUUUGUCAUCCUCACCUCCAAGAACAAACCUCCUCCUGGGGUGAUUCCCCACAAGAUCGGGCGGGUGAUCGACGGCAGCCCCGCUGACCAGUGUGGGAAGCUGAAGGUGGGCGACCGGAUCUCGGCGGUGAACGGCCAGUCCAUCGUGGAGCUCUCCCACGACAGCAUCGUGCAGCUCAUCAAGGAUGCUGGCAACGUGGUGACCCUCACUGUGGUGGCUGAGGAAGAGCACCGUGGGCCUCCCUCGGGGCCGAACUCGGCCCGGCAGAGCCCGGCCCCGCAGCACCGACCACUGGGACCGGCACAGAUCAACCCCCCCGGCGCCGACAGGGGAGCCACAGAAGGUGAAGCUGGAAAAGAAGUCUCCGGUGGUUACCGUCUGUCCUGGCCCGAGCACAAGCACGUGGCACAGUCGGAUGCUGCUCCAGGUGUUGGCCGUCAUUCCCAGAGUCCUGGCUGUUUCCCAGUGGAGCUGGAAAGGGGCCCUCGAGGGUUUGGGUUCAGCCUCCGAGGAGGGAAGGAAUAUAACAUGGGCUUGUUCAUCCUGCGCCUGGCUGAGGACGGGCCAGCGGUCAAGGACGGGAGAGUGCACGUUGGUGACCAAAUAGUGGAAAUUAAUGGAGAACCCACCCAAGGAAUCACUCACACACGAGCCAUUGAGCUGAUUCAGGCUGGAGGGAAUAAAGUUUUGCUGCUGCUGAGACCAGGGACUGGAUUGAUUCCAGAUCACAGUGAUUGGGAUAGUUACAAUCCAUCUUCGUCAAAUGUAAUAUAUGAAGAACAGUCACCAUUAUCUUCAUCUUCCCAUUCUGCUUCCCCAUCUGAAGUGUGUUAUUUACCAGUACCAGGAGAAGCUUUAACCAGAGUUCAGCUGUCUGAGGAACUGGAACAAGCAGAGAACACUGUGCCUGACAAGAUAAGCACUUUAACUGAAAACCAGAGUGAGAGGAAGCCUCAGUCUUCUCCCCAGAGAACAAAGAACAGAUGGGAAUGUCCCUCCAGCCCUGGGUUUGGAAUCACUAAAGGUAGUUUGGAAGCAGGGACCAGAAGAGACAGAUCUGCCAGUCCAGCAAAGCUGGGGGCUGCUGAGGGACACCCUCCCAGGGGAUUCCACAGCCCCAGGAAAGCGGAUCCUGAAAAGAACAAUCUCUCACAUCAACCUGGCAGAUCCAGAGGGAGUGAGAGUAAAACCACAGAAACAGGAACGAACAGUAGUGACAAAAAAGAGUAUUCCAGUGGAAAUCAAGGAAGGUCAGCCAGUCCCCACAGGCACCUCGGGAAGCCGGGAAGUGCAGAAAUGGUGGGAAGGAGCCAGGGCAGAACUGGUGGUGUGGAGCAGCUGAAAGGUGGGAUUGGUAAACCAGGAGUCAGCAGGAAAGACACGAAGCAGAAAACUGCAGGAAGGAUGGAAGGGUGGUCUGCAGAGAGACACUACCCAGCGUUUGAGGGGAACAACCUUCCCUUGAGGGACUGCAGGAGAAACGCCUCCGAGGACGAUUUAUUGACCAAGUCCAGCUCUGGAGAGCCAAGUUCCAGCAGGUUCAAAACCUCCAGCCUGUCCAACAUCCCACUGCUUUCCACGGAGAAGCAAAGGAGGGGGGAACCACAGGAGACUGUCACGCUGAGCAGGCACCACGGAGGGAGACACGUGGAGCUGCCCCAUGAAACCAAAGAUGGAACUUCCCACCCUGAGGGUUCUCCAGUGAGGAAAACGCCGAUAACUCCCGGGCCGUGGAGGGUCCCCACUAAGGGCACCCCAGCAGCAGGAGUGGCUGGAAAACGGCUGUGACUGACUGACACUGUUUUUUUUAGAACAUGUUUUAACCAGUUUUCCAAUAAGGGUCAUUUAAAGCAUUGGUUCUUUUCACACAGUUGUCUUUUUUUUUCUUUUUUUUUUUUUUUUU